Protopterus annectens (West African lungfish) is the source of this 3685-nucleotide messenger RNA. It is a transcript of the gene TMEM121, whose product is annotated as transmembrane protein 121. NCBI's taxonomy places the organism in Eukaryota, Metazoa, Chordata, Ceratodontiformes, Protopteridae. Bases 1611 to 2549 code for a protein of 312 amino acids. The transcript is spliced from 4 exons. The record is from RefSeq and is a predicted model, not a curated record.
CUGUCCCUUACACUUUUUCAUGCUGGGAAUCGAGCCUUGGCCGAAGCUGAGGUGGUGUUGCCGGCAGUAUACGAUCACUGGCAGGGAAACGCCAGGUCUGCCUCUGCCAACCUUGUAAAGUAUUGGAGCUUGGAGGAAGCAGCAUCCUGACGGGCUGCUGACACACAGAUCGAGAAUAAAUUAUGCAGCUCUGGCUGCCAUCCAGGUUAAAUAUACAAUUGGGAGGUGCCUAUAUGGAAAGGAAGAGAUGUAGGAGAGCUAAUGUCGGGAUCGGAAGGAAGAACCUCGGGGAAUCUCGGAAAAUCGUUUUAUUAUAGGACCCCCUCAAUGGAGAUUUUAUCUUGCAUGCAUUCACAAGCGCACACCAACGAUUGGAUUACUACAGGGUCUGAAGCAAGAAACGAGUGAUAGUGGUCUCUUACUUGAAAAGUUAGGAUACGAUUGUAAGGACAUAGUUCUGAAGGGAAAUUCAGGAUGUGGACAGCUCCAUGUGGACUGGUGAGGCAUACGUACUUUCGUAAUUAAGCAGAAUUAAAUAAAGAUGAUGCGGAAGAGCAGAACCCAUCUCUGUAAAACAAAGCAUGAAGGCACACUUCAGAUGUUAUGUUUAGGAUGUCGAAAACACGGAAGCAGUUUAAUUAGUUUCAGAGAACUGUUUAGCAAAGAUAGAAGAGUCUGGAUUGCGUAUUCUAUGCUUCAGUUACUUUUUUGAAAAAAAAAAAUGAAAAAGGCAUUCUGAUUAAAAGGUUCCAUUAAAUGUCACCAGCAAGGAACAGAAAGAUUAAAAGUCUGCCAAGGAGCUUUAUGCAACAGCAGUCAACAAUGGAUUUUUACAGUCAAGGGGUUCUACUUGAAAUGAAGUCUCACGUUCUCUCUCUCAAAGGGAAGGCAGACGGAUGGUUUGUGCUGCUCCCUCCCCAAUCAUAAACUGCUGCGUGAUUAAUGAACUUCUAUACAUCGUGUUAUACUGAGCCUUUUCUACCUGCUUUGCCACCAAAUUGGAAUUGCCAUAUUACAGAUAUUUCCUUAGUAAUUAACCUAAUUCUUUGGAUCUAUAUAGGAAGGCUUGGGUCACUGCCAGGAAAUGCAUUAAACACAUUGCUCCAGAUUCUCUCUUUCCCUAAAGUAAUGACAUGUCUCUCAUUUACAGUCAGUAACGCUAUAACAAGGCAGGGUAAACAGCUCCAUCACUGGCAUAUUUUUUUUCUUUUAGCAAAAAGUGAGUUUCCAGGAAUGCAACGAUGAAGCAAGUACAAGCUUCCUAGCUCUUUAUAGAAUUCAGAGACUUAAACAGAUUGAUAAUGUAAAAUGUCUAUAAUACAGAAAAAGGAAUAUCUUCCUUGAAUUGUAUUGAUUGUAUAUUAAAGCAGAGGAAUUAGAAGAGAAACUGUAUGCAUUACAAAAGGAAGUUGAAAUGUGUGAAGCACUGAACAGUGAAGGUCUGCUAAAUAAACAUUCUAAAUGUUCAAACAGGAAUUAAUUCUAUAUAUUUUGUAAACUGUUAGGCAAGAUUGUGUUUCUCAAAUACCGGCUACUAAGACAAGACAGAGUGCUGUUCAAAUGUUAAUCUAUUGGUAGUUUAAAUCUGAGAAAAUAUAUUUCUUUUCAUCAUGGUGCUGCCACCACCAGAUAAGCGUCAUGUGUGUCUGACCACAAUCGUUAUCAUGACCAGCAUGGCCUUCAUGGAUGCCUACCUUGUGGAGCAGAAUCAGGGACCUCGGAAAAUUGGAGUAUGCAUUAUUGUGCUUGUAGGAGACAUAUGCUUUUUGAUAGUACUUCGCUAUGUGGCAGUGUGGGUGGGAGCUGAGGUGAAGACAGCCAAACGAGGAUAUGCUAUGAUCCUGUGGUUCCUCUAUAUAUUUGUCCUACAGAUAAAACUCUAUUUUAUAUUUCAGAACUACAAGGCUGACAAGCGAAAUUUGGACACAGUGGCAAGGAAAGCCUUAACUUUACUGUUAUCGAUUUGUGUACCGGGUCUGUAUUUGAUUCUUGUUGCUUUGGACAGUAUGCAGUAUCUCAGAACUUUUAGGAAAAAGGAGGAUUUGAGAGGCCGGCUCUUCUGGGUGGCACUGGACUUAUUGGAUAUUUUAGACAUUCAAGCUAACCUCUGGGAGCCGCAUAAAACAGGACUACCAAUUUGGGCAGAAGGCCUCAUGUUUUUCUACUGUUACAUUUUGUUGUUGAUUCUCCCUUGUGUUUCGUUGAGUGAAAUAAGCAUGCAAGGAGAACAUAUCACUCCACAAAAAAUGAUGCUAUACCCCGUGCUGAGUUUAGUUACCAUUAACAUUGUCACAAUCUUUAUCCGUGCUGUUAAUAUGGUUCUAUUCCAGGACAGUCGUGUAUCUACUAUAUUUAUUGGUAAAAAUGUUAUUGCCAUUGCUACAAAGGCCUGCAGUUUUAUAGAAUAUAAGAAACAAGUGAAAGAAUUUCCUCAAAAUGCUAUAGCUCUAGAACUCCAACAGAACUCAGUUUCUCAUAAUCAGACUAUUCAUACCACUCAGGGACCCCCUCAUGAGCCGACUCCAACCAGAGAAAUAAUGGACACAUGACCACAUUUUCAUUACCCAAGACAUUCAGUAAAGAUAGGCAACUUUGGCAUGACAGUGGGACAUUCCUUUAUACUGAAUGAUGGUGAAGACAGAAGAAAUUUAAAGAACACCACUCUGUGUUUGUUUUAAUCCUAUCUAAGGCAACAGUUAGAGAUCCAGGGCAGAAAGGGGUAUUAGGAGGAGGAAUGUCCGUAAGCCUUCUCAUCUCAGGUAUCAGCCAAUAAUUUACUAAAAAAAGAAACCAAAUGAUUCUAACAGCACUGCUGAGGGAAUGCUCUUAGCUACCCAAAGCUUAUGCUCUAGUGAAACAUCAGAGUUCCAAAGGACAUCAGCAAGUUUCCACAGUAUGGUCUGGAACUCACAAAUCCUGAUUCACUACAGCAACAAAUCCUCAAAACGUUCCAGAACUGUUUGGAAGAAGAGUCCAGUUAUAUGUUUACUUACUAAAAUGACUACUUUUUUAUAUUAACAAAAUGUCCACAUAUUCAAAGCCUGGUGUUAUUUUUUUUUUUGUAAUUAACAAGAUACUUCUUGACAUGUUUUCAAAAGCAAAACACAAGCAAGUUAACACAUUAAACAUAAAGCACUUGAGCCAAUAUUUAUUUCAGAUUCCUAAAGAAGAUGGAACAUAUGGCUCUACACUUGCUUAUCGUCUAAGAUAUAUGUUUUUUUUAUUUGCAGACCAUUACUAGCUAAAUAGUUGUGUUUUAAACAGGCCAUGUAAUUUAAAAACUCAGCACAAUUCAUACUUCCAGGUCAGUGUGUGACCACUGGGAAGGGUGAGUUUAUCUAGCACUUUGCUAAUGGGCAACAGUGUAUUUCCUAGCCGCAACCUGCCUGUUGUUAUGCAAUGUCAGAUAUAAAGACUCAUGCAAAAUUUGAAAUGGUGUUACAUUUAUAAGAAAGCAUUUAGUAAGUUAUUUAUAAAUCUGUAAUAAUAUAUUUUUUAGAAAAGCAAAAAAAAAAAAAAAAAAAAAAACACACACUAACCAAGGUUUGAUUGUAUACUGAUUUGAGUUUGACACAUUGUGCACUUCUAAUCCAAUACUGUGGUGAACCGUGUCAUUUUAUUCUAGUGUUUUUAAGAAACUUCACAUGAAAGCAUUGAUUCUAAUUGAAUAAAAUGUAAGGACUUG